Messenger RNA from Cyanidioschyzon merolae strain 10D, 2241 nucleotides. RefSeq names its product similar to bifunctional aspartokinase/homoserine dehydrogenase. Bases 1 to 2241 code for a protein of 746 amino acids. The transcript has a single exon. NCBI's taxonomy places the organism in Eukaryota, Rhodophyta, Bangiophyceae, Cyanidiales, Cyanidiaceae. The record is from RefSeq and is a predicted model, not a curated record.
AUGGACGCCCAUGCAUCCUCGGUCUCUGGGUCUGCUCCUGAUCUGGAGUCCUGGCUCGCUGAAGUUCGUCAAGGGAUCGAAAAACUUCUGCAACAGCUGGAAGGCGGCCCGGACCUCCUAUCCCACACACUGCGGGGCCUUCUCACGAGCGUCCAGACCGGUCCAAACCUUCAGGAGCCACGUUUUCGUUCUCGGGGAGAACGGUUCGAAACGCUUCCUGACAGUUCUGGACUGGAGACGCAACGGAUCAGCCAAGAGCAGCGGACGCAAACGCCUAGCGCGCUCGCCGAGGACUGCGUUCAACCGACGCCGUGCGACUUGGAACAGCCACCCAAGGAACGAACUUUCAAAGUAGGGCAGGGUUUGCGCUCUAGCUCGAUUGCUUCAUCGGCAAAGCAGCUUUUUGAGCGCGGGGCCCUGCUGCAAAGCCUUGCCGAGCGCUUGGCCCACUUGACGCUCUCGAUAUGCGCGGCGCCGAAGGAUUGCGAUCUGUCCAGAGUAGUCGAAGCAGACCAGUGGCUCGAGCCUGCACGAGCGAAGAAAAAGGUUGGCGUUGUCCUGCUUGCCGGAGGCACUGUUGGACCUGCGUUUGUCGGUCUCAUGCUGAAGACAUUGGCUGCACAAGCAGCAUGGGACACUCAAAGCGGCCGCUCAGUUGCUGCGGUCGACGUUUGCGAAACAGCUGCGGUGCCGGCCGUCUUCUACGAAGAUGAAAGGAUAGUCCUAGAGCUUGUGGGGAUAUCCUUCGGUCCGACUCACUGGCAACCUAUUGCCACUGUCCAUGACAUCAACAAGCUUUGGCACGAAGGCGCGGAAUUCACAUAUACAUCAGCGCGCGAUACCGGAGACGAGCAUACGACAAGCUUGUGGGCAGCGCUGCGAUCGAUGCUGGCGUCAACGGCUGCGACUGGCAGGCUCUCAUCAUCUGGCCCUGCGUACGUGCGACCGGCAGUCGGCGCUGCGCAGGUGCCGUGUCUCGAUGGCGUAGUUGUCGUGGACACGAGUCAAGCAGCGCAUGCGGGAGCGCUGCUUGCCUUGGUCAGACAAUUCUAUCCAAAAGUGCGCAUUGUUUCAGCGAACGCUGUUUGCUUUGCGGCGCCACACGAAGAGCAAACCGCUGACGAGACUGGAAUGGGCCUGCUCGAGCGCAUCAAUCGCUUGUAUCCGGAUCAAGAUCCGCAAGUCACUAACUUGAACAGGCAGUUUGCAGUGCAAGCCUCCGGAUUCCUUCUGCGUCAUCCCGCGGUUCACAGUAAUGCAGCCAUUGGUGCAGAUAUUCCAUUGCUGGCGUUUCUCAAGUAUUUGUCGAAGAUGAAGCCAAACCUGGUGUGCUUCGAAGCCGUCAUGAGCCCGGGGAUCGGGCACGUUCUUGAGCGAAUGGAACGCGGCCUUUCGUUUUCCGCUGCUGUGCGGGAAUCGCGCUCCGCUGGGCAUCUCGAGACCUGGGACUGCCGCGAGGAGCUCUCCGGCAUUCUCUGUGCCACUCGAGCGAUGGUCUGCGCGCGUGCUCUCGGUUUCACUGAUCUGAACCUGGUCCGUGAUGCACGUGUGUGUAUACAACCUCUCUACGAUGAAUCACGUCAGAGCAUGACGGGAUGCGACCUCGAUUGCGUAGAACACCGACUGCGAGACUCGCCCUUCGUGGGAUGUCGUUCUCUAUUCGAACAGGAACCGGCAACUUUUCUUCCCCCGCCUGGGCACGCGGAGACGUAUCCCACAGACGCCACCAAUGUCUCGUCAUUUCACCGUUUUAUGACAUCCCGGAACUUUAUGGAUAGCCCCGAUGGUAUUUCAUCCUUGGACAGUUUGUACGAGAGCCUGUUCGAACAGGCACGGACCAACGAAACCGUUCUUCAGUUUCUAGUCCGGUUCACGGGUACGCACGAUCCCAAAGAAACGAACGCGCAUGGCCUCGAGUGCCCCGAUAACCAUCUGAUUCGUUUUGUCAACGUCUUUCAGGAAGCGCCUCAAACAUCUGGUCGUGAAGCGCAAUCAUCUGAGAGCCAGAGCGUCGUCAUUCGUGGCCCGACAAACGCAUCGAUGCAGGUGGGGCUAGCCCAAGUCGACCGCAAACUGUCCUGGCUCGGCGAAGGUGCAGUGUCGGAUUUCAGGAUAGUGGUUAAAUGGAAGCAGAGUGGUCAAUGGCAUCGGACCUGUUUUCGUGGCGAAGCAAUGUCUAGUAUCGAAAUUGCACAGCUGGUACUUGCCGACGUGGUACAGGCGGCGGAGCUGUUCCAGUGA